Molecule: messenger RNA, 861 nt
Organism: Melampsora larici-populina 98AG31
Lineage: Eukaryota; Fungi; Basidiomycota; Pucciniomycetes; Pucciniales; Melampsoraceae
Exons: 6
Coding region: 1-861 (286 amino acids)
Cellular component (GO): EMC complex
Source: RefSeq, a predicted model, not a curated record
AUGGUUCGAACUUUGAAGGCCAUCAUGAUCGGUCAGCUCUCAAGCCCACCAAGCCUCACCAAGAUGAAAACCUCACCCAGCCUGCUUCAAUUCUCUAUCCUGCUCUGCUUCUUCAGUUGGACAACUCUCGUCAUCAGUAUCGACGUUGAGGGACAGUUAGCUUGGAACCCUCUUUUGCAUGGCGGAAUGUAUUUGGUUGCACUUUAUGAGGUGGCUAAUUCUUCGUUUCUUCUGCCAGACAUCUCACAAAUCUCACCAGACUCCCGAGUGAUUAUCGGACCACGACAGCAGGACAAAGCUUUCAUUAGAGAGGAUGGUACUUUUGUACUACAGGAUGUGCGUCCAGGGAAACAUGUGCUACGAGUCGCCUGUCGAGAAUUUGGAUUUUUACGACUGAUGAUCGAUGUAUCUGAGUCAGACAAUGAGGCACCAAUAGUAAAGCCUUAUGUACCAGGACAAGCAUCGCCACCAGUCGGUUAUCCCGAACCACGCUUAUCCUACCCAAUUCGACUGGUGGCCACGAACCGACUACAAUACGUUGAAGAGCGGGCAGGAUUCAACCCAUUGUCCAUGCUACUUGCCAAUCCUAUGUAUCUACUCAUGGGUGGCAUGUUCGUGUUCAUGAUGAUCAUGCCGAAGAUCAUGAACAUGAUGGACCCAGAAGCUUUGGCGGAAGUCCAAGCCAAUCAAGCCAACAUGCACAAACAGAUGGCUUCUAUGCAGAGUCUGGAUUUCGCUUCCGGACUGUCAAAGAUGUUGUCUCCUACUGGCGAUGAUGAUACGCCAGAUCAAGUGACGUCUAAGUCGACCGCUUCAGGCAGCAAGGCAACCUCUGGAAAUAAUGCUAAGAAAAGAAAGUGA